Molecule: messenger RNA, 2631 nt
Organism: Nannospalax galili (Upper Galilee mountains blind mole rat)
Lineage: Eukaryota; Metazoa; Chordata; Mammalia; Rodentia; Spalacidae
Gene: Slc44a2
Product: solute carrier family 44 member 2
Exons: 23
Coding region: 126-2273 (715 amino acids)
Biological process (GO): choline transport; transmembrane transport
Cellular component (GO): membrane
Molecular function (GO): choline transmembrane transporter activity
Source: RefSeq, a predicted model, not a curated record
UCGGGAGGAGCUGCAGCGGGUGGUUCUCUGGGUCCCUGGCUUCUUUCGGGACCUGGGUGCAUCCUGACCCCAGGACUUAGAGGGCGCGGGGUCCGAUACGUGCCGUCUGGGCUGCUGGCACGGGGAUGGGGGACGAUCGGCCCCAUUACUACGGGAAGCACGGAACGCCUCAGAAAUAUGACCCUACCUUCAAAGGACCCAUUUACAACAGGGGUUGCACUGAUGUCAUUUGCUGUGUGGUGCUCUUCCUGGCCAUUGUGGGCUAUGUGGCGGUGGGCAUCCUGGCCUGGACCCACGGGGACCCCCGGAAGAUGAUCUACCCCACUGAUAGCCAGGGCGAGUUCUGCGGGCAGAAGGGAAUGAAAAACUCGAACAAACCCUUCCUGUUCUAUUUCAACAUUGUGAAGUGUGCGAGUCCUCUGGUCCUGCUGGAAUUCCAGUGCCCCACCCCUCAGAUCUGUGUGGAUGAAUGCCCAGAUCGCUACCUCACCUUUCUGAAAGCACGGAACUCUCGAGACCUUCACUACUAUAAGAAGUUCUGUGUUCCCGGCUUCCAGAACAACAAAGGGGUGGCAGAGGUGCUGCGAGAUGGUGACUGUCCAGCCGUCAUCACUCCUAGCAAACCCUUGGCCCAGCGAUGCUUUCCAGCCAUCCACGCGCACAAAGGGGUCCUCAUGGUGGGCAAUGAGACAACCUAUGAGGAUGGGCUUGGCACGAAGAAAAAUAUCACUGAGCUGGUGGAAGGCGCCAAGAAGGCCAACAGGGUUCUAGAAGCCCGACAGCUGGCCAUGCGGAUAUUUGAAGAUUACACUGUGUCUUGGUACUGGAUCAUCAUAGGUCUGGUUAUCGCCAUGGUGUUGAGCCUGCUGUUCAUCAUCCUCCUGCGAUUCCUGGCUGGCAUCAUGGUCUGGGUGAUGAUUGUCAUGGUGAUCCUUGUACUUGGCUAUGGGAUAUUCCACUGCUACAUGGAGUAUGCCCGGCUUCGUGGGGAGGCUGGAUCUGACAUCUCCCUGGUGGACCUCGGCUUCCAGACAGACCUCCGAGUAUACCUCCACUUACGGCAGACCUGGAUGGCCUUCAUGAUCAUCUUAAGUAUCCUGGAAGUGAUAAUUAUCCUGUUACUCAUCUUUCUCCGGAAGAGGAUAUUGAUCGCCAUUGCGCUCAUUAAAGAAGCUAGCAGGGCUGUGGGCUGCGUCAUGUGCUCCAUGCUGUACCCGCUGGUCACCUUCUUCCUCUUGUGCCUUUGCAUAGCCUACUGGGCCAGUACUGCUAUCUUCUUAUCUACGUCUAAUGAAGCUGUGUAUAAGAUUUUUGAUGACGGCGCCUGCCCACUUGUUGGAAAGACAUGCAACCCAGAGACCUUCCCCUCUGCCAAUGAGAGCCGCCAGUGUCCCAACAGUCGCUGCCAGUUUGCUUUCUACGGAGGUGAGUCUGGGUACCACCGAGUGCUGCUGGGCCUACAGAUCUUCAACGCUUUCAUGUUCUUCUGGCUGGCCAACUUCGUGCUGGCACUGGGCCAGGUCACAUUGGCUGGAGCCUUUGCCUCCUAUUACUGGGCCAUGCACAAGCCAGAUGACAUGCCUGCCUUCCCACUCUUCUCUGCUUUUGGUCGAGCGCUCAGGUACCACACAGGCUCCUUGGCCUUUGGCUCCCUCAUCCUGGCCAUCGUGCAGAUCAUCAGAGUGAUGUUGGAGUACCUUGACCAGCGCCUCAAAGCUGCAGAGAACAAGUUUGCCAAGUUCCUCAUGACCUGUCUUAAGUGCUGCUUCUGGUGUCUGGAGAAGUUUAUCAAGUUCCUCAACAGGAAUGCCUACAUCAUGAUCGCCAUCUAUGGCACCAACUUCUGCACCUCUGCCAGGAAUGCCUUCUUUCUGCUUAUGAGAAACAUCAUCAGAGUGGCUGUCCUGGACAAAGUCACCGACUUCCUUUUCCUGUUAGGAAAACUUCUGAUCGUGGGUAGUGUGGGCAUCUUAGCCUUCUUCUUCUUCACUCAUCGGAUCAGAAUUGUGCAAGACACAGCCCCGCCUCUCAACUAUUACUGGGUCCCCAUAUUGACGGUGAUUGUGGGCUCCUAUCUGAUUGCACAUGGCUUCUUCAGCGUCUAUGGCAUGUGUGUGGACACCCUGUUCCUCUGUUUCUGUGAGGACCUUGAGAGGAAUGACGGCUCUCAGGAGCGACCCUACUUCAUGUCGCCUGAGCUGAGAGACAUCCUAUUGAAGGGGAGUGCUGAGGAGGGCAAGCGGGAGGAAGCCCAGGAGGAGGAGGAGGAGUAGAGAGUGAGGGAGACUGGCAAGCAAGCCAGGGCCUCUGCAGAUCUGUGGAGGAUCUGGAGAGAAACGACGGCUCAGCUGAGAGGCCUUACUUCAUGUCUUCCACACUCAAGAAACUCUUGAAUAAAACCAACAAGAAAAUAGCCGAAUCCUAAAGGCAGCGAUGGCCUUCCCGGCCUCUCAUGAGGAUGCUGACCCAGUAUAGCUGGGUCAAGACCCCCAGCUCAUUGGACUUGCCAGAACGCACAUCACUGCCUCUCUGCCCACCCUCCCCAGGAUCCCACGUCCAGGGACCUGGAGGAUUUGGGGCAUCUCCUUCAUAUGCCAAAUGACACUCGGAGAUUUUAGGACAGUCUCGGAA